AGUUCGUUUCGAACGCGAGUCCGGUGUAGACGUGCAAAAAUCGUGUGCCGUGUGCGAAUUCAGUCCGGUGUGGAGUCCAAAAACCGGGGGGAAGGUCCACCAAGGUGUUGUGUGAGUGAGUGGGCUACCAAGUGAAGGCGUUACAGGCGUUACUGGUCGUUUUUUUCCCUUGUCCGUGGUGGUGCUAAACAUUGGGGCAGAGUUGAUUUAGAGUGAGUGAGGCAUAGCGGGGCAUAGCCCGUAAGCGUCCACCUACGCGCCAUGAGAGAAGACGACGGAGUGGAGCUUGAAAUUGUGGUAGGCCAGCUUGUGUGCGGUUUUGAUGCGUAACCUGUUGGGGAUGUUCAAGAUGUGAGCUAAUGAUACGGUACGUGGAAGCGUGAUUAAAGGGAAUUUCUAGUGCAAGUAUUUGAUUGGUGUUUGCAAGAAAGCGAAUGUGAGUGAAUAGGAUAUUCUAUAGGAAAGUAUGUGACAUUGGUCAAUUUAUUCAUUGGUUGGGAGUUCAUUUGAGUCACCGGGCUCGAGCAGUGCUCUCGAAAAUUCGAUCCUAAAUAUUCAAUUUGAUGAUAAAAUAAGAAAAGGAUCGAUAAAUCUAAAACCGGUUCAAUAUCCAACCCUUCGUGUAUCCGAAACUCAGUGUCGCCGGUGUCUAAGUGAUUUAUAUUCGAAAAACGAAGAAAUUAAACAAAAAAUGCCAUAUAUGAAUUACAAAAUUAAGUGAAACAUUGGCAGUGGAUUAUUUUUGCAAAUAACACACGAUUCGAAGCUGUAAGCAUAAAAGCCGAUAAACAGCCUGCAACAUCACCACACCGCAGCACGCUGAUGAGUAGGUGAACUUGUUUUGCUUGCCGCCUCCGAAAUAAAACGUCGUUGAUUAAAGAGUGAUUCCACGGGGGACGACGUCUUCGAGUGGUGGUGCAGAUCUGGAAUGAAGAAAAAGGUGUACCAGUGGCCAAAGCAUCCGUAGACCCCGAAGUGCAGUGAACUCCAUUGAAAAGUAAUACCCCCAUAUGUGUGCACGUUGUGUGGUCAGCACUCCCGAUACCAAGUCCAGUUCAACGCCAUAAAUUUCCAUCGGUUGGCUGCACAAAAAGUCAAGCUCAUCGUUCCCAAGCGCCACCCAAAAGGACGACGAACGCUAGGACCAAGGAUUAAGCUGAGUGCUUUGCUGCACAUCCCUCUGGGACGAAGAAGGUUCACAAUAUUUGAUCAUGCUUGAAUGCAGCCACAUAAAAUUUUAAUCCCCAAAACGAGGCCGAAAUAGGACCAAGGUUCAGGAAAAGCUUUUUCCAACGAUGACGAAUUCGGUCAAGGUACUUGACUGAAAAUGGAAAAAUCUCAUCCCAGCGAGAUUGAAAUGAAACUCAUUAAUACCCGGUGUCAAAAGUUGUGAGGCUUUCCCUGUCCGACGACGACGAGAGGAAGAAAAUCGGGACAUGUGUCCGAAAACUCAUUUUGCCGUGAUGCGGUCGAACCAGAUUCGCUGUCGUCAUCCCACACCGCCGAAGGGAAUUUACCGACCGAGAAGUGUUUAGUUAGUGCUUGAAACGGUCCCAUUCGGAGACAAAUUUGAAUCAACUCGACUCGGGGAAAUUUUUCCCCGUGAGUACAAACUUUGGGAAAAUUGAUUUUCCGAAGCGAAAAGUCGCGUUAAGCGUCGGAAGAAAAUAAAUAAAAUUCAAAUUGAAUUUUGUCUCCUUUUACUCGUGGAUGUGACAAGCCCGAAAAAAAUAACGACGCUGAUCGGGAUCAGUACGGUAAAGUGAAUUGCGAUAAACUUAAUCAUUGAAACGCAAAACAAAUUUGCGAAUAAUCCAGGAAGAGUGCAAAAGUUGACGAAAAAGUUCUACGACAGCGAUAUUUCCACGUCCUUAGCAUCGAAAAUAAUUAUCCCAGUGAAGUGCGUGGGUAAAGUGCUCCCUCAUUCUGAUAAAGUGCUUUCAAUAGUGUGCAAUUGAGAAGCCCACUCAUUCGGAAUAUAAUCACCAUCGAGUGCGAGGCUGGCCAAAAGAGCACCGGUGUAAAAUUCAAAUAGGAAAGCCGAAAUCAGGAAUCCGACCGGCAGCAAAAUGACGAACAAAAUGGCCAUGGAGUGGAUUACGGCCAUCGACAAGAGGCCCUGCGAGCGCAAUAUGCGGGAUUGCGAGUUGAUAUCCUGUCGGUUGCGCCGGGUGGAACCUCUCUGCCGCCUUCCCGGUUCGGCCCUGCAGCAGCUGGCCAUGUGUGGCUUCUACGAGGAUCUGGAAAAGGGAGUCACAUUGUUUCGAGCUGGCGAGCAGGGUCGUUACUGGUAUGCGGUGCUCGGAGGUCAGCUGGAGGUUCGUUACCACGGAGCGGAAGCCAAGGAUAGCAAGCUCUCGGUGACGCUAUGUAAUUUGGGCGUUGGGGCAACCUUCGGCGAAAGCAUCCUGCACGACCUGCCCCGAGACAGUACGGUGGUGACGAAGACGACCUGCGAGCUGCUUCGGGUGGAGCAGGAGGAUUUCCGACUGAUAUUUGAGAAAAAUAAGGAAUUAAUGAACGACAUAAUCUCCAACUGCAAAUUAAAAAAUGGUUUCGGACAGAGCAUGCAGACCACCAGCACGAUUCAGUCCGGGAUCAAUCAACAGCAGCAGCAGCCGUCACCGACCAAAAAACAGCUGAGCCCGGAUCAUCCCAAUCCGGCGCUGCCAAUCACCGAGGCUCCCAGUCCUGCCAUGUCCCGGAUGGGUUGGGCCUUGCGGACGCUCCUCGUAUCGGACAACACCAGCUGCCUCAAGGAUCGAAAGGUGGGCGGCAAGUUUAUUCGCAAGUGCGCCCCCGGUACGGAACUGGUCGACUGGCUGCUGAAUCUGUCCCCCAUCGUGCACACCCGAACACAGGCGGCCGGCAUGUGGCAAGCCCUGGUAGAGGAAGGCGUCCUAAGUCAUGUGGCAAAAGAGCAACCCUUCAAGGACAAAUGCUUUCUGUAUCGGUUCAAGGUGGACGAGGAUGGAACGGCCGGUGGAGCGCCAUCUUCCGACGAUGUCAGCCAAGCAAACGACCACAUACGGGAAGCGCUGCCUGGACUUCUGCACCGAGGUCCGGACGCCACGCUGAGAAUGAUUCUUCGGAAACCAUCUCACGAGCGAACGCACGAAGAGCUGGAACUGGUCUACGAGGAACUGUUGCACAUUGCCGCCCUGUCGCACCUGUCGACGUCCAUCAAGCGGGAACUGGCGUCGAUCAUCGUGUUCGAGGCACACGCACAUGCCGGGACUGUGUUAUUCAACCAAGGUGACGAGGGUCGCUCCUGGUACAUCCUGCUCAAAGGUUCGGUCGAUGUGGUCAUCCAUGGCAAGGGUACCGUCGCGACGCUCAAAGAGGGAGACGAUUUCGGCAAGCUGGCCCUGAUCAACGACGCUCCCAGAGCGGCAACCAUCGUGCUCAAAGAGAACAACUGUCACCUGUUGCGAGUCGACAAGGAACACUUCAACCGGAUUCUGCGGGAUGUCGAGGCGAACACGCUGCGGUUGCAGGAGCACGGCAAGGACGUACUAAUCCUGGAGCGGGUCGCUAAACAGCGAGGACACUCGGCUUUCAAAUACACUGUGAUGUCCGGCACGCCACAAAAGAUGCUGGAACACCUGCUGGAGACAAGACUGGGCGGUCAGGCGGGACCAAACGAUCCGUUUUUGGACGACUUUCUACUGACCCACAUCGUGUUCAUGCCGACGCCGAUUCUGAUCGAUGAGCUGGCGAGCACCUACCACGCCGACACCGAAGUGGACAUGCGGACCGCGAGCGAAGAGGACCAGGAGUACUUUAUGACCUGCAAACGGCGGGUGGUGCAGUUCAUCCAGCGGUGGGUCCUGGCGGUGCGACAUGCCGUGUUUGACGACCCGCUGGCGGUGGAGUUUAUCGAGGAGAUUGCAACAGACGUUGAACAGGAGGGCGUACUACAGGAGGAGGCCAGUAUCAUACAUCACGUGCUGACGCAAUUAUCACGAUAUCAGGAGGAUCGACAGAUGAACGCGAGCCAGAAGUGGAAAUUGCCACCCAACGGACAACCCAUUUGCCUAUUCAGUGGAAACACACACUCAAAGACUGUUAUACGACCGGAUGAUGACAUCAUCUUCCGCGUCUACUGUGCGGACCACACCUACUGCACCCUGCGCUUCCCGAUGGCGGCAACGGCCGAGGUCAUCAAGGCUUGCGCAGCCGACAAGCUGCAACUGGCCCGGAUGCCCGAGGACCUGCUGCUAGUUGAGGUGAAAUCCAACGGCGAGCGGAUGGUUUACAAGGACAACGAUGUCAGCAUACCGACGGCCCUAAGCUUGAACGGGCGAAUCUUCGUUUCACCAAAGGACCACCUCGAUGCACUGACACCGCUUCCGGAGCAGGAGCUGCCGACCGAAGCGCUGGACAUGGACUUUGAAGCGUUACCGACCAAGGACGUUGCCUACCACAUGACGCUAUUCGAUUGGGAUUUGUUUUGGGCUGUGCAUGAGUACGAACUACUAUAUCAUACCUUCGGGAGACAUCAUUUCAAUAAGAUAACUUCAAAUUUGGACGUUUUCAUCCGGCGCUUCAACGAAAUCCAAUACUGGGUGGUGACCGAAAUCGUGUCGACGUCCAACCUGACCAAGCGAAUGUCCCUGGUGAAGAAGUUCAUCAAACUGGCUGCUUUUUGCAAGGAGUACCAGAACCUGAACGCAUUCUUCGCCAUCGUAAUGGGCCUAUCGAACAUGGCUGUGUCGCGGCUGUCCCAAACCUGGGACAAACUGCCGUCAAAGUUCCGAAAGUUGUUCACGGAGUACGAAGCGCUGAUCGAUCCCAGCCGGAAUCAUCGGGCGUAUCGAAUGUCCGUCGGAAAGCUUCAACCCCCGGUGAUCCCCUUCAUGCCCCUGCUGCUCAAAGACAUGACGUUCGCCCACGAGGGCAACAAAACCAGCCUCGAUGGAUUGGUGAAUUUCGAGAAGAUGCACAUGAUGGCACAAACGAUGCGAACCGUACGGUACUGUCGAUCCAGGCACCUUGUAUUGGAUCCUCCCUCGCCGAAGAACGAAAACGAAAUUCGCCAAUACAUCAGCUGCUUCCGAACUAUCGACAACCAAAGAGUGCUGACGGCCAUGUCCCAGAAGGUGGAACCCCGGCGGUCAUAAAGCGGAGAAGUAACUGGAAUUCAACUCGAACGAAGACGGGCUAAACAACGACGGGGACCGGAACGCGCGGUGGGUCUGAAGCAGAGCCGCACCGGCAAAAACGUUUCCGUGCAAAACAUUCAAACAAUAAUUUGGUAGAAUUUAUGUAUACUGGUACGUGGAUGGUACGUGUUUAGGAAGCAUAUCGAGUAUAUCGUUUCGUCGAAGGAUUCCUCCGGUUUUUGGAGGGGUUCGCGAUCACUAUUUUUUUUUUCUCCAUUCGAGGAUUAGUUAGGAAGAGUGCGCGAGUCUGGUUCUAAUAUGUGUGUGUGUAUACUUUCUCGGUGAUCCUGGUGUAUAUGUGUGCGUAUGUGCAUGUCAAGUAUUAUCGUAUUGGAUGAAAAAAGGCCAGACAGAGAACUAGUGUUAUACCUACGUACAAAAUGCGAUAACAUUGAAGCGAUAAGUUUUACUCAGUCAGUAUCUCACAGUUAAUGAUCACGUACUUAUAAAAUUAUAACAUUAUGUUUUUUUUUCUUCCAAAAAUAUUUUCACGAAGUGAUUACAAUAUGUUGACAUUAACUAUGCUUUGUCUAUAAAAUUAAGUUCUGUAAUUAUAUCGUUUAUUUGUCUCAGUUAAUAUUUAUUUCUGUUGAUAAUAAUUUCAAUAAACUUUUUGUUCUGUAUCUA
This is a messenger RNA of Aedes aegypti (yellow fever mosquito), 5792 nucleotides long. It is a transcript of the gene Epac, whose product is annotated as rap guanine nucleotide exchange factor 4. NCBI's taxonomy places the organism in Eukaryota, Metazoa, Arthropoda, Insecta, Diptera, Culicidae. Gene Ontology annotation, molecular function: guanyl-nucleotide exchange factor activity. The record is from RefSeq and is a predicted model, not a curated record. Gene Ontology annotation, biological process: positive regulation of GTPase activity; Ras protein signal transduction. The transcript is spliced from 24 exons. Bases 2070 to 5123 code for a protein of 1017 amino acids. Gene Ontology annotation, cellular component: plasma membrane.